AAAGAGGCUUGGGAAGGAAACAGCAGAAAAGAAACUGCUCAUUUUACUUACAGAGAGGCAAGUAACGGUGGAGAUAAUGACAGAGGGAGACAAGACUAUGAAAGCCAAAAAACACAAAUAGAGUGAAAGAGGGGGAAAAUGUCAAGAAGAACAUUCACCCGGAGAAAUGAAGAGAAUGAAAGUUUUAUGCUGCAGAGCCCUUCUAUGCUGUUCCGGCACAACAUUGUCUCGCUGUUUUUAAGCAAUUUUGCAUUUGCUAGCCGUUGACAUUAAGAGGCAUGUUCAGCGGUGCCAGCAGCAUCUCCACUUCCUUCUCCUCUUCCUCUUCAUCUUCCUCCUCCUCCUCCUCCUUUUCCUCCUCCUCAUUCUCCUCCCAUCAGCAAGAAGACAAACCGAGGACAGUCUUGAAAUAUCGAAAUUUCCUCUUUGGGAUUUGCCAGCGCCGCGUUGCGCCAAGACUGUCGGAAUAAAGGACGCUGACUACUGUAUUAUCGUUAUUUUAUUAAUUGGUCAGUGGGAAGAUUACAGAUGAGGAAAGGGGAUGCCUGUCACCCUUCCUGUGCUAAGAUUGAAAAAUGAGGCUGGAUUGGGGGAAGCUCUAAAAUGAAGCAAAAGGAUUAAGAUUUUUUAAAGACAGAGUACCACAGGAGCCCCCCUCCCAAAUAGCACACUUUUAUUUGUAUUUUUUUUUUUAGAUUUUUUUUUUUCCGUGGUGGUGGGGGAGGUGACUGGGUGGCUGACUGGCUGCGGGAAGCUACUUCCUUUCCUUUUGGAGAUGAUUGUGCUAUUAUUCUUUGCCUUGCUCUGGAUGGUGGAAGGAGUCUUUUCCCAGCUUCACUACACGGUGCAGGAGGAGCAGGAACAUGGCACUUUCGUGGGGAAUAUCGCUGAAGAUCUGGGCUUGGACAUUACAAAACUUUCGGCUCGUAGGUUUCAGACGGUGCCCAACUCACGGACCCCUUACUUGGACCUCAACCUGGAGACCGGGGUGCUGUACGUGAACGAGAAGAUCGACCGCGAGCAGAUCUGCAAGCAGAGCCCCUCCUGUGUCCUGCACCUGGAGGUCUUUUUGGAGAACCCUCUGGAGCUGUUCCGGGUGGAGAUCGAGGUGCUGGACAUUAAUGACAACCCCCCCUCUUUCCCGGAGCCGGACCUGACAGUGGAGAUCUCUGAGAGCGCCACGCCGGGCACCCGCUUCCCGCUGGAGAGUGCGUUCGACCCAGACGUGGGCACCAACUCCUUGCGCGACUACGAGAUAACCCCCAACAGCUACUUCUCCCUGGACGUGCAGACCCAGGGUGAUGGCAACCGAUUCGCCGAGCGCCACCCGGUUCGCCGAAGGGGGUGGGAAAAGCCACUGGACCGAGAGCAGCAAGCGGUGCACCGCUACGUGCUGACCGCGGUGGACGGGGGAGGAGGGGGAGGAGGAGAAGGAGGGGGAGGCGGAGGGGGAGCGGGCCUGCCCCCCCAGCAGCAGCGCACCGGCACGGCCCUACUCACCAUCCGAGUGCUGGACUCCAACGACAAUGUGCCCGCUUUCGACCAACCCGUCUACACUGUGUCCCUCCCAGAGAACUCGCCCCCAGGCACGCUCGUGAUCCAGCUCAACGCCACAGACCCGGACGAGGGCCAGAACGGUGAGGUCGUGUACUCUUUCAGCAGCCACAUCUCACCCCGGGCGCGGGAGCUCUUCGGACUGUCGCCGCGCACCGGCCGGCUGGAAGUGAGCGGCGAGCUGGACUACGAAGAGAGCCCGGUGUACCAAGUGUACGUACAAGCCAAGGACCUGGGCCCCAACGCCGUGCCCGCGCACUGCAAGGUGCUGGUGCGAGUGCUGGAUGCUAACGACAACGCGCCCGAGAUCAGCUUCAGCACCGUGAAGGAGGCGGUGAGCGAGGGCGCGGCGCCUGGCACGGUGGUGGCCCUGUUCAGCGUGACUGACCGCGACUCGGAGGAGAAUGGCCAGGUGCAGUGCGAGCUGCUGGGGGACGUGCCGUUCCGCCUCAAGUCUUCCUUCAAGAAUUACUACACCAUCGUGACCGAGGCCCCCCUGGACCGAGAGGCGGGGGACUCCUACACGCUGACAGUGGUGGCUCGGGACCGGGGCGAGCCGGCGCUCUCCACCAGUAAGUCGAUCCAGGUGCAAGUGUCGGAUGUCAACGACAACGCGCCGCGCUUCAGCCAGCCGGUCUACGACGUGUAUGUGACCGAGAACAACGUGCCAGGCGCCUAUAUCUACGCGGUGAGCGCCACCGACCGCGACGAGGGCGCCAACGCCCAGCUAGCCUACUCGAUCCUGGAGUGCCAGAUCCAGGGCAUGAGCGUCUUCACCUACGUGUCCAUCAACUCCGAGAACGGCUACUUGUACGCCCUGCGCUCCUUCGACUACGAGCAGCUUAAGGACUUCAGCUUUCAGGUGGAAGCCCGGGACGCCGGCAGCCCCCAGGCGCUGGCAGGCAACGCCACCGUCAACAUCCUCAUAGUGGAUCAGAACGACAACGCCCCUGCCAUCGUGGCGCCCCUCCCGGGGCGCAACGGGACUCCAGCUCGCGAGGUGCUGCCCCGCUCGGCGGAGCCAGGUUACCUGCUCACUCGCGUGGCCGCCGUGGACGCGGACGACGGCGAGAACGCCCGGCUCACCUACAGCAUCGUACGGGGCAACGAAAUGAACCUUUUCCGCAUGGACUGGCGCACCGGGGAGCUCCGCACAGCGCGCAGGGUGCCGGCCAAGCGCGACCCCCAGCGGCCUUAUGAGCUGGUGAUCGAGGUGCGCGACCACGGGCAGCCGCCCCUGUCCUCCACCGGCACCUUGGUGGUUCAGCUGGUGGACGGCGCCGUGGAGCCCCAGGGCGGGGGCGGGGGCGGAGGCGGAGGGUCAGGGGAGCACCAGCGCCCCAGUCGCUCGGGCGGCGGGGAAACUUCGCUAGACCUCACCCUCAUCCUCAUCAUCGCCCUGGGCUCAGUGUCCUUCAUCUUCCUGCUGGCCAUGAUCGUGCUGGCCGUCCGUUGCCAAAAAGAGAAGAAGCUCAACAUCUACACGUGUCUGGCCAGCGACUGCUGCCUCUGCUGCUGCUGCUGCGGUGGGGGGGGUUCGACCUGCUGCGGCCGCCAAGCCCGGGCGCGCAAGAAGAAACUCAGCAAGUCGGACAUUAUGCUGGUGCAGAGCUCCAAUGUGCCCAGCAACCCAGCCCAGGUGCCGGUGGAGGAGUCCGGGGGCUUCGGCUCCCACCACCACAACCAGAAUUACUGCUACCAAGUCUGCCUGACCCCAGAGUCCGCCAAGACCGACCUGAUGUUCCUUAAGCCCUGCAGCCCUUCGCGGAGUACGGACACUGAGCACAACCCCUGCGGGGCCAUCGUCACCGGUUACACAGACCAGCAGCCCGACAUCAUCUCCAACGGAAGCAUUUUGUCCACCGAGACUAAACAUCAGCGAGCAGAGCUCAGCUAUCUAGUUGACAGACCUCGCCGAGUUAACAGUUCUGCAUUCCAGGAAGCCGACAUAGUAAGCUCUAAGGACAGUGGUCACGGGGACAGUGAACAGGGAGACAGUGAUCACGAUGCUACCAAUCGCGGCCAGUCAGCUGGUAUGGAUCUCUUCUCCAACUGCACCGAGGAAUGUAAAGCGCUGGGCCACUCAGAUCGAUGCUGGAUGCCUUCCUUUGUCCCUUCUGAUGGACGCCAGGCUGCCGAUUAUCGCAGCAAUCUUCACGUUCCCGGCAUGGACUCUGUUCCAGACACUGAGGUGUUUGAAACUCCAGAAGCCCAGCCUGGGGCGGAGCGGUCCUUCUCCACCUUUGGCAAAGAGAAGGCCCUUCACAGCACUCUGGAGAGGAAGGAGCUGGACGGACUGCUGUCUAAUACACGAGCGCCUUACAAACCACCAUAUUUGACACGGAAAAGGAUAUGCUAGUCAAUUCUACAGGAUUUACCUGAAGCAGCAUGAUUUGCACAAAGUCGACCAACACAAAGCAUCAACUUUUCAACUUCAUUAUCUUGGCCAUCCAGUUAGUUGUGUGUAACUGAGUAUUAGAUUUCCGGCGGAGUCAUCGUGGCCAAUUAUAGGACCUAAUUGCUCUCAGCAGGCCUGAGAAAUGAGUUGAAAUGUGCAGAACUGUAGAAACUUCAGAGGCAACUGAUUUUGCCUCUCCGAUCAGUGUGUGCCUGUUUACAGCACUAUGUAUCUUCUCUCUCCAAAUGUCACUGAGCCCUUUAGAUGUUUAUAUUCACCACAAGAAGCCAGUCAUAAAGAUAAAGGAAAUUUGUGCAUUAUAAAUGCAAUAUCACUGUUUUAAACUUGACUGUUUUAUAUUAUUUUUGUGUGAUCAAGUGUUCCCCAAACUAUUCCAACUUUACAAGAGAGAUUGUGAUUAUGUUCUUUUCACCUGUGGGUUAUAAAAACAAAAAAAAAAAUGUUGUAUUCUGAAGACCCACAAAAUAUCAAAGACAUUCUGUAGUUUAUACACCGUGUUGCAAAGUGUUUACUGUACUAUUUCAAAGCUUCUAAAUAAAUAUAAAAUAUAUAUAUUAUAUUAUAUAAUUUUCCUAAAAUGUGGUACAACUAAGUUGGUUUUUAAAUGGAUUCAUACGGUCCACAUCAUACAAUAAAGUAAAAGGUAAUUCAGGGUCCCAAAGAUAAACUUACUAAGAAAAAAAAAAUUAUUAGCAGUUUCCUCCCAGUUUUCAUAUCUUACAUUCAACCCUGUUUUUCCUUGUUUAAAAGAAAAUGAAGCUCUGAGCUACAAAAUUUCGUCAAGAACUCCUACUGAAUUUUCAAUGCCAAAGAUGUAGCUGUUAAUGUUAUCAGACAGAGCACUGAUUAUGUACAAUCAAAAUAUCUAACAAUCUACAUUAUUCUGAUAUUAUUCUGAUUCUAUUUCUAUGGCUUUGAAUUUAGAAUCACUUAAAGCUUUUAUAAAGACUCUAUAAAUUCAUCUGUAUUUGUUGUUAGAAGAAAAACUGGGUGUCUGUACAUUUUGUGGUGUAAAUUAUGUAAUUGAAGAUUACUAUUUUAAGAAGUCCUCAAUCAUAUAAGUCAUGCAGAAUUUUAUUUUACAUAGUUUUACAUAGUUUUGUGACAUUAAUUACACGUGAGUCUGAAAGCUAUUUAUAACUCUAUAUAAAUAUAUAGAGACAUAUAAAUAUCUGAACUGGUAAAGAAUAACUAUCAGAUAUAAAGGAUCUCUAAAUUUAAAACAAAUUAAAUAAAUUUGGAGAUAGAAACAUGGUAUAUUAUUAUUUCAGUAUUAUGUGUGAAAAAUUUAUAGCUUAAAUGUAGUCAGUGUUUUGUUGAGAAAAUUUUUCACGGGUCAGUUGAAAAGUCUUUUACUUUCAUGUCAACAAGGUUAAUUAUUAAAUUCAGUAGAUGCAUUUUCUUUUUUUUACAUAUUUUUUCUACUGUUGUUUCUUGCUUGUUGAAACACAAUUAAGAAACAUAAAAAUCAGAGAAUGUGAGGUAAUCUGCCAAGCAUAAAACAGCAUUACAGUUCCCCUCCACAAAAGUCCCCAACAUUAUAUCAAAAGUCUGCCAGUACAAAUUAUAAACCUAUUUUGAAAUAAUUUUUAACUGAUACUAUGUUCAAUGAUAGUUUGAGCUGCACUGUGUUAUUAAAGAACAGACUAAAAUUGAACAAAUUCUCUCCAUCUAAUUUUCUGGAAUAAGUAGAAUUUUUCCCUUAGAUUUAAUAUUAACAUGAACAUGUAUAUUAAUAGAUCCUUGAUGUGUCCAUUUCGAGUGAUGUUUUGGUAUCACUCAUUUGUUAUCAAAUUAGAUACUAAUAUGUAAUAAUCUUAAUCAGUUUCUAUAUCAAAGUAAUGUCUGUAAUGUUCUGGUCUUGGGGGGCCCUUUAAAAAUAUAGGAAGUUAAUUGAUCAUAAAUAAUACAAAAAGCACAUACAUUGACUAAGUGUAGCAGUAACAUUCCUCAAACUUUGGCUUUACAUUAAUAUUUUGAACGGUAGAUCAUUUUAGUAAGAAAUUGUUUGUAUAUAAUUUAGCUAGAAAAAAAUGUUUGUUCUAAUUGCAUUAUAAGCAAGAACAUGAUUUUCUUCUUGAAUUGCUCUGCUUUAAUUAAAACUUUUCAUGCAUCAUUUUACAAUACUGGGAGAAAAUCCAUAUCCACCUUCCAUAUUAUGAGCAUUGAAAAUAAGGCUAUAUUCACUUUCUAUAAAAUAGCUACAUUAAUUAACUUGAUUUAAAGAAAUUUUCUUUAUUUAACUCUUUCUAUCAUUGCAUAUAAUUUUAUUUGAAUCGACUUUUUAUGCCAUCUAUGUAUGUGUUAGCUAUUUUUUAAUAUCUCAUAGUAAACAUUUGUAUUACUGUGCAUUUUAGUUCUUAAGUUAUAACAGCAAUCUACAAAAACCAAAACAAGAAAACUUUUACCUAAUUUGUGGGACAAAUAAAAUGAUUUAAACAUAGAGUGUUAAAUGAUUAGGUCAUUAAUCAACUUCCUAUUGAAUCCAGAAUAAAUAAAAAGUUACAACAACAUAAGAAUAUGAUUCUAGCAACUUGGCUAAAAUGCCAUUUACCAAUGAGGGGUACUCUAAGACGGAAAGUGAAAACAAUUGAUAAUGAAGGUCUUCAAGUAAAUGUUUACUAGAUUAGUAUGUUGAGCAAUUUUAGAAUAACUUUCUAUUAAUCUGGUCAUCCUAAUAGUCAAUCUUCCAUAGUUUUUAUACACAUCAAUGGAAAAUAAUAUCAAGCUUAUUAGAGAGUAUAUACCAACAAACUAUUUCAGAAAAGAAUAAUCAUGCCAUUUACUCCUUGUUAAUAUGGUUAGUUUUAGAACAGUAAAAGUCAAAAAAUUUUCCUGUGGAAAUGGUGUCUUAAUGUAUCAAAGGUAUGUCAAAAGACAAUUUUUAGAAAUAUUUCAUCUACACGUAAAGUUCUGAUUUUUAACUUGUGAAAAAAUUUUGUGACUUCAUUUGGAAUCAAAUAUUUAAAUAUCACAUCAGAAUUACUUUGCAGAUAUAGUGAUGUCAAUAAUAUAAGUGCAUCAUCUUUUCUUGAGAAAUAUGAAGGACAUAUGUAUCUUUUAUUUUAUGAAGAUUUUAAAUGCAAUGCCUUUAUCAAACAUUGCAAAUUAAGAGCAAGAGUGGAAAAUUUAAAUAUUUUAAUUAAUUGUUACGUUUUAUCUCUAAUUGUGUUACCAUUUGCCAUCAGAUGUUCUGUAAUAUAGUUUUCUUGCUUCUCUAAUAAGAGAAGGAAAAAAAUAUCCUCACCAUUUUGGACGUAAUCUCUAGUAACUGUACACUAAUUAUACCACUUUGCUUUCCAAAGUUAUUUGCUGAAAUUCAGUUAAUAUCUAAUAUAAAUACUCAAGCCAGAAAAUAGCAAAUAUUAAGCAGGAUAAAGAAAAGCAUUUAUGUUAUUGACUGAUCAUAGCACUGUUAUUUGUCAUUGCAUGUGUUUUUCUUUCCCUGUCCUAUUUCUAGGUGUGCUAUUAAUCCCCAAGGAACUCAAAAAUACUUAAACCAUUGAUAUACUUGACAAUUUUUCUGAAAAAUAUUAUAUUUUUCAUAUUGCAAUUUCUUGGGUUCUUUAUCUUUUUCAACUCUAAUUUUGUAGUGGUAAAGGCUUUGCACUUAACAUCCUUUUUAUGUUCCUUUUUAACAAGGAAAAACAGAAAAGACAAAAUUCCAUAUUUUUUACACCAUGGAGUAGUGAGAUUAUUUUAUAUAUUAUUAGUAUGUCAAGGAAUAUCCCUCUGCUAAGUCAAACAAAAUCCUUAUACAGUAAUUUGUGAAACUGUUCAGUAGAGUAUUUUUUUUUUCUUUCACAAACUUGGCAUAGGUUUUAGAUCAUGGUAUUCUGUCAGAAUGCCGGUAGAUGGGUGCCGCCAGAGUAUUGCAGGCAAUAAUAUGAAUAAGAUUCUAAUAUCUUUAGCGUGCAUGCAUGUAUUUCUAAUCACUGUUAUUUUUAAAGUAUUUGUAAAGUUAGAAAAAUGGCUUUUAUUUCUUGAAAACUUGUCACAUGCUUAGUUUACAGUUUUACUCUCCAGAUGUUUUUGAGUUGUGUGAAAAUACUGCAUCCACGGAUGCGAGAAAUAUUAAAUUUUCACCUGAGACUCAAAAAUUUCUGAAUGAUAGAACUCAGACUUUCAAAACAUCCCUACAUUUCUGAGCUGAAAGUAAGCAGGGAAUUUCAGCUCUAAACACCUUUUUGAGACAGUUAUCUGUGAGUGAAAACAGGGUAUUAUAACAAAAGAUGAGUUUUGAUCUUAACUAUAGUGUUUGUUACUGUGAAUGCUCUAAGAAUACAUACGUAAAUGAGUGUAAAUGUAAUAUAUUAUUUUAUACUGCUGUAUACAUACGAAAUAAAUAAAACUAGGAUACAUAUUAUGCCAAUUUUCCAUGCAUGGAUCUUCCACUGACGCCUGUGGGAGCUUUGAAUAAAAAUCAGUGGCAAAACAUGGCCCUAAGUUUAAAAACAACUAAUGCUGAUUUAGUAAUUUUAGUCUUAAUAUAACAGGUCUAUGGGGACAUCUGUUCCAAACCGAGUCUCACUUGGAGCAACAUAUGCUAGAUCUUAAAUGAUUUCACUAUAUUUAUCAUUUUGAGGUGCAUUUAAUUGCAUAUGAUUUUCAUGAUGCCCACAAUGGAUCUUCUAAGUAUAUAUUUUUCCACAUGCUGCUGUUUUCUCUUUUUCUCUUUUUUACUUAUAGUAUUUACUGAGGGG
Molecule: messenger RNA, 8676 nt
Organism: Tupaia belangeri chinensis (Chinese tree shrew)
Lineage: Eukaryota; Metazoa; Chordata; Mammalia; Scandentia; Tupaiidae
Gene: PCDH10
Product: protocadherin 10
Biological process (GO): homophilic cell-cell adhesion
Cellular component (GO): plasma membrane
Molecular function (GO): calcium ion binding
Source: RefSeq, a predicted model, not a curated record